GGACCGUGCACCAGGACUGCCAAAAAAUUCGGCAGAGUCGAGCAGCCAGAGUCCUUGUCUGAGAGGGAGAUGCCUUCACGCACGUUUGUCUCCUCGCACGCCCGCGCGACGCGCCCCGCCCUUUAGACUUUCCUCGCUGCUCAGCCAGCCAUUCACCCGAGCCCGAAAUGUGUGGCAUUAUGGGACUCAUUCUCCACGACGCCAGCCAGGAGGCGGCACCAGAGAUCUGCGAGGGCCUGGCACUCCUCCAGCAUCGCGGUCAAGAUGCGUGCGGCAUCGUCACUUGCGGGCCCAAGGGACGUUUCUACCAGUGCAAAGCAAACGGGAUGGUCAGAGACGUCUUCGAUGCUCACGCGCUUUCCACCUUGUACGGCUGGAUGGGCGUUGGACACGUGCGGUACCCGACUGCAGGCAGCUCUCACCACGCAGAGGCGCAGCCGUUCUAUGUGAACUCGCCGUACGGCAUCGUUUUUGCCCAUAACGGCAACCUCAUCAACACGCAGUCUCUCCUCCAAUUCAUGGACGCCACCGCCCACAGGCACAUCAACACCACGUCCGACUCGGAGCUCCUCCUCAACGUCUUUGCCGACAACCUACAGAAGACAGGAAAGUUCCGUAUCAAUGAAGAGGAUAUCUUCACCGCGAUCGGUAGCCUGAUGGAGCAGUGUAAGGGCGCGUAUGCCUGUGUAGCGAUGCUCGCGGGUUUCGGCAUCAUCGCCUUCAGAGACCCGAAUGGCAUUCGGCCUGUAGGCAUGGCCUCGCGCAAGGCGUUUGGCAGCGCCACGGGCAAGGACUACAUGUUUGCAAGCGAGAGUGUAGUUGCGGACGCGAGUGGUUUUGGCGAUUGGGAGGAUGUCAGGCCAGGCGAAGCGGUUAUCAUUACACGCAACAGCGUCAGCCGCAGGAUUGUCGGCAAGGCGGCGACGUUCGCACCGGACAUCUUCGAGUACGUCUACUUCGCCCGCCCGGAUUCGGUGUUAGACGGGAUAAGUGUCUACCGGAGCCGGAUGGCGAUGGGCGACGCGCUUGCCGCGGAGGUGCAGCGCGUGCUCACCGAAAGGGGCCUGUCGGUCGACGUCGUCAUUCCCGUUCCGGACACGUCAAGAGUGGCGGCGUUGAACUUGGCGCAGAAACUUAAUCUGCCCUACCGAGAAGGUUUCAUUAAAAACCGAUAUGUUGGGCGCACGUUUAUUAUGCCCGGACAGCAGAUGAGGAAGAAAAACGUGCGGCGGAAGCUGAACGCGAUGGCGCUCGAGUUUGCGAACAAGAAUGUACUGAUCGUCGACGACUCGAUCGUGCGGGGUACAACCUCGAAGGAGAUCAUCCAGAUGGCCAAGGACGUCGGCGCGAAGAAGGUCAUCGUCGCGUCUUGUGCCCCACCUAUCCGCUACUCGAACGUCUACGGCAUCGACAUGCCGUCCCGCGUCGAACUCGUCGCCCACAAUCGGUCGCUGGACGCCAUUGCGGAGACGAUCGGCGCGGACCUUGUCAUCUUCCAGACACUGCCCGACCUUAUCGAGGCCGUGCGGCAGUUCAACCCGUCAAUUCCGCAGUUUGACUGCUCCGUGUUCACUGGCGAGUACGUGACUGGCGGUGUCGACGAGGAGUAUCUGUCCAUGUUGGAGAAGAUCCGAUCUGACAACGCAAAGAGCAAGACCCUGAGCGCCGAGGCGAAUGGCCACGCGGGCGGUGCGGAUAUGGUUCAGGAGCGCAGUGAGCUCGCCCUCGGGUGCAGCGGGCCAAUGAACGGGGCAGAUGAUACAAUAGGUUUGCAUAAUAGCUGGAAGUUGGGCUAAUGGUGUCUUGGCUAGCUACGUAGGGAGUCAGAAGGCCGCAAAUAUUGUAUCCGUGCUGUGUGUACUGCGUAAUGCUGUACAUGUAGAUCUUGUGUCCCUUCCUGCGGCCUUCCUGGGUCUUUGCUGGGUAUGGAUCCGUGAGCCUAUCAAGAGACUUGGCCAGGACGUUGUCUUCGCCAAGGUGGAUCACCGUCUCUCCAAUUUUAAUUGGCCCCAAGUUAGCUCUUACGGCUACCGUGGCGCAAUGGUAGCACAUCAC
This is a messenger RNA of Fomitopsis serialis, 2055 nucleotides long. RefSeq names its product Amidophosphoribosyltransferase. Lineage: Eukaryota; Fungi; Basidiomycota; Agaricomycetes; Polyporales; Fomitopsidaceae. Gene Ontology annotation, molecular function: amidophosphoribosyltransferase activity. Gene Ontology annotation, cellular component: cytoplasm. Bases 168 to 1796 code for a protein of 542 amino acids. Gene Ontology annotation, biological process: purine nucleotide biosynthetic process; purine nucleobase biosynthetic process. The record is from RefSeq and is a predicted model, not a curated record. The transcript is spliced from 7 exons.